CUGCCAUUAAAACUGAAAUUGUGUCUUUUUUCCUUUCUUAUUUCAUUUUAUUUCACGUUUUAAAGUCGUAAUUAUCUAAAAGAAGAAAAUUUUCACCAUGAGUGAGGGACAAAAUCAAGAUGAUUUGGCGACCGCUAUUUUGAGGAGGAAGGCGAAGCCUAAUCGACUUCUUGUUGAGGAAGCCAUCAGUGACGAUAACUCUGUAGUUUCUGUGUCUCAGGCCAAGAUGGAUGAAUUGCAACUAUUUCGAGGGGAUUCAGUACUUUUGAAGGGGAAACGUCGAAGGGAGGCCGUGUGUAUUGUUCUGUCGGAGGAAGGUCUCUCGGACGAGAAGAUCAGGAUUAAUAGGAUUGUUAGGAACAACCUGAGAGUUCGACUCGGUGAUAUCGUUAGCAUCCAGUCUUGCACAGAUGUGAAGUAUGGAAAGCGAGUACACAUUCUCCCCAUUGAUGAUACCGUCGAAGGGCUGACUGGAAACCUGUUCGAAGUUUACCUGAAACCAUAUUUCUUGGAGGCAUACAGACCAGUGCACAAAGGAGAUAUCUUCUUAGUGAGAGGGGGCAUGAGGGCCGUGGAGUUCAAGGUUGUUGAAACUGAUCCCUCCCCUUACUGCAUAGUGGCCCCGGAUACUGUGAUACAUUGUGAGGGUGAACCUGUCAAAAGGGAGGAGGAGGAAGAAGCUCUGAAUGAAAUCGGGUAUGAUGACAUUGGGGGAUGUCGCAAGCAGCUCGCUCAGAUCAAAGAGAUGGUCGAACUGCCUCUCAGGCAUCCACAGCUCUUCAAGGCUAUUGGAGUUAAGCCUCCUAGGGGAAUCCUGUUGUACGGACCUCCAGGGACGGGCAAGACCCUGAUAGCUCGGGCUGUGGCCAACGAGACAGGAGCAUUCUUUUUCCUGAUCAACGGGCCAGAGAUCAUGAGCAAGUUGGCUGGAGAGUCAGAGUCAAAUUUGAGGAAGGCAUUUGAAGAGGCCGAGAAGAAUGCACCUGCCAUCAUCUUCAUUGAUGAGUUGGAUGCCAUUGCUCCCAAGAGAGAGAAGACACAUGGUGAGGUAGAACGUCGCAUAGUAUCCCAGUUACUGACCUUGAUGGAUGGAUUGAAACAGAGAGCUCAUGUUAUCGUCAUGGCAGCCACCAACAGGCCUAACAGCAUUGAUGCAGCUCUCAGAAGAUUUGGUCGCUUUGAUAGAGAGGUGGACAUAGGCAUCCCGGACACAACUGGCAGACUGGAAAUUCUUCGCAUACACACCAAGAACAUGAAGUUAGCAAAGGAUGUCGACCUGGAAAGGGUGGCAGCAGAGACCCAUGGACAUGUUGGAGCCGAUUUGGCAGCCUUGUGCUCAGAGGCAGCCCUUCAACAGAUCAGAGAGAAGAUGGAUCUCAUUGAUUUGGAAGAUGAUGCCAUUGAUGCCGAGGUUCUCAAUGCACUGGCUGUUUCGCAAGAAGAUUUCAGAUGGGCACUGAGCAAGAGCAAUCCAAGUGCACUGCGUGAGACAGCAGUAGAAGUUCCAAACGUGACGUGGGAGGAUGUUGGUGGCUUGGAGAAUGUGAAGAGGGAGUUGCAGGAACUCGUCCAGUACCCAGUUGAGCAUCCGGAUAAAUUCCUAAAAUUCGGUAUGACCCCGUCAAAAGGAGUCCUCUUCUAUGGACCUCCCGGAUGUGGAAAGACCCUGUUGGCCAAGGCCAUUGCCAAUGAAUGCCAGGCUAACUUUAUAUCCAUCAAAGGCCCUGAGCUGUUGACCAUGUGGUUUGGUGAGUCUGAGGCAAAUGUGCGGGAUAUCUUUGACAAGGCUCGAUCAGCCGCCCCCUGUGUCCUCUUCUUUGAUGAGUUGGAUUCGAUUGCUAAGGCUCGUGGAGGGAACGUGGGCGAUGGUGGCGGUGCUGCUGACAGGGUCAUCAAUCAACUUCUCACUGAGAUGGAUGGAAUGAGUUCCAAGAAAAAUGUCUUCAUCAUUGGAGCUACAAACAGGCCGGAUAUAAUUGAUUCAGCCAUCCUUCGUCCAGGAAGAUUGGACCAGCUCAUCUACAUCCCACUCCCUGAUGAGAAGUCGAGGGUGGCCAUCUUGAAGGCGGGGCUUAGAAAAUCUCCAGUCGCUCAGGAUGUUGACAUAGACUACCUGGCCAAGGUAACACACGGUUUCAGUGGGGCUGACUUGACAGAAAUCUGUCAGAGAGCAUGCAAGCUGGCAAUCAGGGAGGCCAUCGAAAGUGAUCUAAGGAGGGAGAGAGAUCAGGAAAAUAAGCCCGGUCCGGCUGAUAUGGACGACGACUACGAUCCAGUGCCAGAAAUCCGACGAGACCACUUCGAAGAGGCCAUGAAGUUCGCCCGUCGGUCCGUCACAGACAACGACAUCAGGAAGUAUGAAAUGUUCUCUCAAACGUUACAGCAGUCCAGAGGAAUGGGAUCCAACUUCGAUUCCCAGGGCAAGGUGGAGGUGGUAGGCAGCAAGGUCAAGGAAAUAACUUGGGUGGUCCAGGUCAGCCGUCUCAAGGUCAAGGACAACAAGGUGGCCAGUACCAAGACGAUGCUGAUGACGAUCUAUAUAGCUAAGAUGCUGACGAUGAAGUUAAUAGUGGUGAUGAUGAUGAGGAUGAGAAAGAAGAUGAUGAUGAUGUUGUUAGGAUGAUCGGUUAAAAGUGACGACACAUUUUAAUUUAUUGAAAAUUUAAAAUGGCUGUGCUGAAGAUGCAGUUGAUUUUAUAUAAGCAGUGAAAAAAUUUGAGAGAAUGAAGAAAUGAAUGAGCGAAUGAAUGAACAACAAACUUAUUAAAUUGAAACUUUGGUAUAUAUGUAUAUAUAAAUAAAUAUAUAUAGAUGUGCGUGUGUGUGUGUGUGUGUGAGUGAGAUUAGUUGAUCCGUCAUCAAAUGCGUCUUUAUAAAUAUAUAUAUAUAUUUAUAUGUAUGUGUAAUUGUCUAUUCAUUUGGCCGUUAUGUGGAAAUAAUUUUUUAUAAAUCGC
Messenger RNA from Helobdella robusta, 2954 nucleotides. RefSeq lists its product as hypothetical. The record is from RefSeq and is a predicted model, not a curated record. The coding region runs from base 98 to 2623 and encodes 841 amino acids. NCBI's taxonomy places the organism in Eukaryota, Metazoa, Annelida, Clitellata, Rhynchobdellida, Glossiphoniidae. Gene Ontology annotation, cellular component: VCP-NPL4-UFD1 AAA ATPase complex; nucleus; cytosol. Gene Ontology annotation, molecular function: ATP hydrolysis activity; ATP binding; polyubiquitin modification-dependent protein binding. The transcript is spliced from 16 exons. Gene Ontology annotation, biological process: autophagosome maturation; mitotic spindle disassembly; retrograde protein transport, ER to cytosol.